This is a messenger RNA of Astyanax mexicanus (Mexican tetra), 3256 nucleotides long. RefSeq lists its product as uncharacterized. Gene Ontology annotation, molecular function: GTP binding. The record is from RefSeq and is a predicted model, not a curated record. NCBI's taxonomy places the organism in Eukaryota, Metazoa, Chordata, Actinopteri, Characiformes, Acestrorhamphidae. The coding region runs from base 126 to 1961 and encodes 611 amino acids. The transcript is spliced from 4 exons.
CUCUAAAUCCUCAGUCAAAGUUCAUGCUGUGUGUUUUGGUGGCAUUUGAUCAGACUUGCUAAACACACAGUCUGUUAAAGUACUAAUUGCACAGUCUGAUGUGGGUGUGAGGUCAGAUCUGCACCAUGGCUGGAUCAGAGAAGAAAGCUGGAGAUGACAGCGAUGAAGUGAAGAGAGAGUGCGAGGCUGAGAGACAUGGGGAGAGAGACGAGGAGCUCAGGCUUGUGCUGAUUGGCCGAACAGGGUCUGGAAAGAGUGCAUCGGGAAACACCAUCCUGGGAAGACGUCACUUCCUGUCUGAGCUGAGGGCGGGGUCGGUGACGCAGGUGUGCGAGCAGGCCAGCGCUGAUCUGCCCGAGGAUGAGGAGAGUGAUGAUGAAGGUUCCAGCAGGAGGAAGAGGGUGGUGGUGGUGGACAUGCCAGGAUUUGGAGACACACGUCUGGAAGCUGCUCUAGUCCACACUGAAAUUGCUAAGUGUGUGACGCUGAGUGCUCCUGGCCCCCACGCCUUCCUGCUGGUGGUCCCGCUUGGACGCUACACAGAGAAUGAGAACCGAGCUGCCCGAGAGAUGCUCCAGGUGUUUGGGGAAACGGCUCUACAGCGCCACACAGUGGUGCUCUUCACCCGUGGAGAUGACCUGGAGGAGGGUGGUGGUGGGAUAGAGGGGUUUCUAGGUCGGGAGGAAGUUCCUAGAGAGCUGAGGGAUCUGCUGCAGACCUGCGGGGGGCGAUACCACGUACUAAACAACAAAGAAAUGGGAGAUAGAACACAGGUAAAAAUGCUACUCCAGAAGGUGGAGAAGAUGGUUCAGGAGAACGAGGGGCGGUUCUACACCAGCGCCAUGUUCCAGCAGGCCGAACUCGCCAUCCGAGCAGAAGAGGAGAGACUGAUGAAAGAGAGAGGACAAGGAGAGGGAGAGGAGGUGGAGAGACCGGAUGGAGGGUUAGCGAUAGCUAAGAGAAGACGAACGGAGCUGGAGCAGGGCUUGAGACGGAGAGAGGUGGAGGGAAGACAUGAUGAGGGGGUGGAGGAGAGGGGGAGGGAUGGAAGGAUGAGUGAAGGGAGCUGGAGGGAGAGAGAGCGGAGGAGAGGAAGCAGGCGCCAGUCACUCCGAUUAGCCGUUAGCCGCUUCCGCAGGGAAGCUGCUCUGUCUCAGAAGGUUCUAGACCAGGUGAAGGUGUUGGUUACAGCCGGAGCUACAGGCAUGGCAGUGGGAGCGGUGUUUGGAGCUGCUGCCCCUCUGGCUAUGGCAGCUGGAGCCUCCAUGAUGGGCAGCUCGGUGGGGCUGGUCGCAGGGCAGUUUGCUGGGGUGUCUGUGGCAGGGAGCGGGGUGGGAAAGGCUCUUGGCGCGAUUGUAGCAGCAGCAACUGGGAAAACAGCGGUAGCCGUGGGGGCUGCUACUGGGGGGCUUCUGGGGGGAUCAGUGGGAGCCUUGGCUGGGGCAGAAGCAGCCGGGCCUAGAGAGGCAGCACUGGAAGCUCUAGAACAGGUUGGCACAGUGGGUGCUAUAGUGGUGGGCGUGGCUGCAGGAGUUGGUGGGACUUUAGGGGCGGGAGCAGCUAUAGGGGCGAUGCUUGAGGGUGGGGCUGCAGUCGGAGGAGCAGUUGGCAUCGCUAAUGCUACGGCUGUCGCUGCACCAAAUGCUGUAGUCGCUGGGGGUGCUGCUGCAGAGGGUGCUCUGGCUGCAUCGCAGGCUGUUGCCACCGGGGGCGUUGUGCAGACAGUAGGGGGCGCUGCAUGCAGCGGUCAGAAUGCUUUGGCAGCUAGCAGCGGGCUAACAGGUGCUCUGAACACGGUGGGAACUACAGCACGGAUCAUCACGGCAGUGACGGAGAUCGGAAAGGCAGCGGUGGGAAUCGUGGUGGCCGGAGGGCUGGUGGUGAAGGUGGUGAAGGAGAAGGUUCGGUCUGCAGCUGGAAACACGGAGAGACAUUCCUACGAGAUUUACUGGAACAAAUGAGGGACUGUGCUAAAAGACGUAGCCUUGGAGAACAAAACAUAGAGAUGAUGCACUGUCUUAAGCCCUAUCAAGACGAGAUUAGUUUCUCAGGGGUUCUGAGGUAAUUUUCUCUCAGAGGGGGUUCUCUGAGAUAAUUACAGGCUAAAUUAUCUACUGUUUUUCACUAAACUCCAUGGUCGUCUGGAAACUGUAGUCCUGUCCAGACGCACAUCUCCAAGUUUUGUCACUUUUCUGUUUAAUAAAAUAGCCAUUUGUGCGUUUCCGCGGAGAUCCACGUAAACACAACAGCGAGUGGAAAUGGAGGAGCUACUGAACGCGAUGUCAUGUGACCGAAAAAGCCAAAAAACUCACUGGCUCCCCCUUUUUUUUAUUGCAGUCCGGAUGCAAGAGUUUUAUCACUGAGUAGAAGUGUGAAAUAUUUUUCACAGACAUCCCCCUGAGAAACUAAUCCCCUCCGGAUUGGGCUUUAACCUGCUUUUCCAUCGCUUUUUAAUCGAUGCUAUCCAACCCCAGUUUUUUAAACUGGGUUCCAUUAUUAAUGCACUUAUUAUGCCGCAGUAACUAACAGGGGUAUGCAUUUCAACCAAAAUCUGAAUUUAAUUAUUCACCAGAUGUUCACCAGAAACUGCUUAAUUGUUUAGUUAAGAUGAGAACUGAGUGAUUCAGAGUGGCGUUUGGUGUAAAAUGUUCGGUUCAAGAUAAUUUUACCCAGUUACAGUAGUAUAGUGUAGAGAGGUAGUGAAUGGAAGCAGAACAUCUGAAGCUGUACAGCUCCUCACAUAAAGUUAUUGCAACAAACGUAUUCUGAGAAUUUUCACACAAAAGGUAAAGAGACCCAAAUCAAAUUUUCUCACCUAAUACGAUGUUUACUUUUAGGCUGUUCACACUUAUCUUUUUGAUGUGAUCUAUACAGUAUUUAGUAUUUGGACAAAUUAUUCCUUUACUUUGGUUUCAGCCAAAAACUUGCAUUUUGGUGCAUUUCUACUAUUUUAGUAAAGGGGUUUGCUCUUAAAUAUUUACCUGAAGCUCAUAUUUACACUGCACUUCAUUUAAAAAACAAAACAUCAAAAAAUGAUUGAUUACCGACUCAGACGAUCAGUCCAGAACUGGUUGGGUAUUAAUUACAGUGGGAGUGUGAUGUAGAGCAGAACUGGAGCAGAUGUGGAGAUCAGAUGUAAAAUGCUGGUGCUGAGUACAGUAUUAUGUACUGUGGUGACGUGCCUUCAGACGGGUGUGUGUAUGCCUCUACUGGAACAGUCUGCUGAUCUGAACUCAAUAAAGCCUGUUUUUCUGGA